This is a messenger RNA of Amphiprion ocellaris (clown anemonefish), 4593 nucleotides long. RefSeq names its product cyclin-dependent kinase 21 (gene cdk21). Gene Ontology annotation, cellular component: cytoplasm; nucleus; cyclin-dependent protein kinase holoenzyme complex. The record is from RefSeq and is a predicted model, not a curated record. Gene Ontology annotation, biological process: signal transduction; G1/S transition of mitotic cell cycle; protein phosphorylation. The coding region runs from base 2899 to 3855 and encodes 318 amino acids. The transcript has 7 exons. Gene Ontology annotation, molecular function: cyclin binding; ATP binding; cyclin-dependent protein serine/threonine kinase activity. NCBI's taxonomy places the organism in Eukaryota, Metazoa, Chordata, Actinopteri, Pomacentridae.
GUGUUCAUGGUCAGGUCUGUGGUAAUCCCAUCAAAAAACAAAACAGAAAAAAAAUCUAGAUUAUAAAUCAACAUGUAACCAAAGCACUCUGUAUAUAACACCAUAGUAUAGGAUGUAGUUCAGAAAAUGUCAAAGUAUAGUAUACUUUACUCAAGAAUAACAUAGUAUGGCCUGUAGUUCAUAGUACAGCAUGUUGGCAAGAAAAAAAAAACAAAACAUAGAUUAUUAUGUGGUUCAAAAAGUGCAAAAUGAUAGGAUGUUUCCUAAAAUUGUCAUGUAUGAUAUGUGGUUCAAAAAAUGUCAUAGUGCAAUAUAUUGUCAAAAUAGUAUGUAAUUCAAGAAAACAUCAGAGUAUAAUAUGUCAUCUAAAAAAUGCCAUAGAAUAAUAAUUUCAUUGCACAAGUAAAAGUAUAGUAACUUUUAAAGCUGUUUGAAUUCUUAUAUGUUGCUAAAAAAAAAACUAAAACAAAAAAACCUUACAGUUAUAUGUCAAUUAAAAAAGCCUAUAGUAUAGUGUGUCGCCCAACAAACAUCAUAGUAGAGCAUGUCGCUCUAAAAACGUCACAGUAUAGCCUUUAGUCCACAGCUGUCUGUAGGUGAGGAGCAACACAAAAACAGUCCAAACGCUGGUUUCCAGAGGGUUAGACGUUUAUUUAUUUGAAAGAAGAAGUUUACAACAACACAUGUGAGGGGGUUAAAAACAAAUGGGUGUUAGUAAAAUAAAAAUAAAUAAACAGAACUAAAAGUGUGGUAUACUGAGAUUUAGUAUUAUUGUUUUGGAUGUUAUGCCAGGGCUUGUUCCAGGUUAGAUGUGUAAGAGUACUGUGGACAGUGAUUGUUGCAAUGUUGUGUUGUUGUUGUGCGGUUUCUCCAGUAGAGGGCGCACGAGCGUAAUGUUACCUGCUGGAUGUUGCUGUUGUCAGAGAACCCCAGAAGAAGCUGUACCAAAGAGAUAGAGAUGGGAUUUAUGGCUCUUUGAAGGGAGCCGGAUCUUGAGGAGCUGUUCCUUUCAAAGAGCCGUUCGAAAGACUGGCUCGUUCUUAUCUUCAUUUAUUUUAGAAAUCAACCAGGGGUAACUCGUUUUUAUCCAGGAAACAAUCACUGGUAGCAGUUACAAGAUACAAUAUGGAUCUCAAUAUUUCAAACUUACACAUCCCACCAAUAUAUACUCUAUUGGUGGGAAUUAUUCUAAAAUACUGAUUAGAAUUUCAUUUGGCCUAUAUCCCCAUGCUUUGACGGUGAGAUCACUGUUUUGAAUUUUCAGUCACCUAAAAAAUUUUGUGGCACAAUAAAACUACGCAGACUACCGGAUAACUUCCAUGCAAAACAGCUUUACUGUAAAAUGUUCCACACAAGAACAUUUUAACAAUACAGAAAAAUAUAUAUUUUUUUCUUUUUUUUCCAUCACUAAUAUCUCCUUCUCCCUGAUAAAGCGGUAAAUGUGGCUCCGCUCCAGUCUCCAGUCAUUCGGACUCGGGCGGUGCUCACACUCCUCUAAGUUAGCUGCAUAUAGAGCUGCGUUCAUGUGAAUGGAGCUGCUGUGGACAACUCAAAUUCGGAAAUGUCAUGAGUCGUUAACAUGAAGGCAGCAUGGACAACUCAGACUCAUUGAGGUGAAACGUAAAGAAAGUGUUAGCAAUUUCCACAUGCGAACGACUCGCAGCUGUGAACCGGUUCUCAUCGUUCACUUAAAAGAGCCGUUCAAACAACUGACUCGUUCACCAACGUCACAUCUCUAAUGUGGGGGGCCCAGUGGGGUCAGAGGCUGCUGUAGAUGCAGAUGUGGAGGCAGAGGAGGCAAUGGACACAUCAGUGUCACUGCUGUUGUCUGAGUCUGGCUCUGCUCUCAAACCUGUGACCUGCACUGUUGGGUGUUGAGUCUUCAAAUGCCUGUGUAAAUUAUUUGUUGACCCAGACUUGAAUGAAAUGACUUUCUGACAAAUGCUGCAUUUAGCCUUACUGUUUUCUUCGCGAGAAAAGUGCCCCCAAAUGCUGCUCCUUCUCCUCUGACUCAUUUUCAGACGUGUGUGUGUCUUCUUCGUUCGAACAACCGGCUACUAUGUUGGCACUGAGACAGAGAGGCACUCGUGCACGUGUGUUUGUUUUUUUAACCGUGACAGCAGCGUGCACGAGUCAUGGCUCCGCUCCUAACCAAUGACAGAGGCACGCAGGGUUUUUUUUCCCCACUGCACUGGAGCACUCACGUGAAGAAUGCGUGCGCAACACUCCUGCGCGUGCGCCCCUCCCCUCAAGUGUUCUGUCUCUAGCGGAGGGGCAGGGAGCAUAGACCCUAUGCAUAGACCGAAGGAGGAGUUAAUUUGUGUGCGUCUGCUUUAAACACGCAUAGGCAAAAAAGAACGACGGAAAGAACGGCUCUCCCCCAGCCGCGACUCGGCUCCGAUCGUUCAUGUUUAUGAGCCGUUCAAAAGAAUCGGCUCGUUCGCGAACGUCACAACGCUACAGUGGGGACACGUGUACAAGGAGUGGGCUUAUUAAAAUGUAAAAUUUGAGCUUUCUGAUUAGUUGCUGAAUAAAAAGGGGUGUGAUUUUUCUCAUAAUUUUGUGACAACGGCAAGAGUUAUGCGGAGGCACUUCCUUGCCGGCGAGCGGUUGGUGGUGGAGGUGCUCCUAGCAGUCUGAGGUAAGUAUAAAAAACAGCAAAACUCAAAUUGAAAGCAAGUUAGCUUAAUUAAAGUGGUGUUAUUACAGAUGGUUUGUGUUUUUGUGCUGUCACAGGUGAUUUAUUACCUUCUAGCUAACCUGUAAACCAGUUUAUUUAGAGAGUUUGGUUAGUUAGCUCCCUGUUAGCCUAGCUUAAACAGGUGAGCACGACUUAGCUAACGGUUAUUAUGCUAAUCUGGCUGUUUUUUCAGUUAAAUUCGGGUUAAUUUAGCCUGAAUGUGGAGCACAAUGAAAUCCAGCUCUAAGCCUCUGAGCUACGAGCUGCUGGCGGAGGUCGGAGAAGGCUGCUACGGGAAAGUGUACAAGGCCAGAGAGGUCGGAGAGAGACAGCGGCUCCUGGCGGUCAAGAAGUUCAACAUACGCGGCGAAGCUUCGCAGAGCGGCAUCCCUGCCUUCAUGAUCCGGGAGGUGGCGCUGCUGCGGAAAAUGGAGGACUUCAACCAUCCCAACGUGGUCAAGCUCUUGGAUGCGUCUGCUAUACCAGUGGGCUUGGGCUUGGACCUCACUCUGGUGCUGGAAUACAUUGACCAGGACCUGUCCACCUACCUGUCAAAGGUUCCCGCCUCCGGACUGAGCCGUGACCAAGUUAGGGAUGUGAUGCUGCAGCUGCUGCGAGGUCUGGACUUCCUACACACAAACCUGGUGCUGCAUCGUGACUUAAAACCAGAAAACAUUCUGGUCAGCAACCGUGGAGAGGUCAAGAUUGCAGACUUCGGACUUGCACGGAUCCACACCUUCAAUAUGGCUCUCACUCCAGGUGUGGUGACACUGUGGUAUCGAGCUCCCGAAGUGCUGCUGAACUCUGUUUACAUGUCCUCGGUGGACAUGUGGAGCGUCGGCUGCAUCUUUGCUGAGCUCUUCCUCUUGAGACCCUUGUUUCAGGGAUGCACUGAGGUGCAGCAGCUGCAAAAAAUCUUCGAUGGCUUCUUGUUUUCUGUUCAUCAGGGUGAUCGGUUUGCCCAGCGAGACAGACUGGCCUGCAGACACCCCGAUCUCAUACUCACCCAGCUGGGGAUCCAAACGCUCCCACACCAAGCUGCUGCCAAACCUGGAACCAGACGAGAACGACCUUCUGUCUCAAUGUUUGGCAUUCAGACCGAGCGGUCGUAUCUCCGCCAUCAAAGCCCUGAGCCACCCUUUCUUUGUGAAGCACUCAAGAUUUCAGUUGAAUGAGGAGUGGAGGGAGGAAAAAAUCAACCGCUGCUGCUCUGAGCUUCCAGAAUCUACAGGCUAUACAGGCUAAAUUAACCAGAUCUGUGCCAUGAAAUCCAUGUUGUUCAGAGCGUUGCAUGUUUAUUUUAGAGCUUUUAAACAGACAUCAGCAGCAUCAUGAGAGACUGUGGUCAGCUUUGAGGCUUUUGAACGUCACUAAAUAAGGAACAUGCUGUGCCUGACAUGCAAAACGUGGAUCUUAUGGCCAAAGCCUAACAUGUAUUUUGAUAAAAUUCCAAAACAUGAGGCAUUUUUGAUGGAUUUUCCUCCUCCAGUUUUAUUUACUCAGUUGUAAUUUCUGAAUUUUAUUUGCCUCCAUGUGAACACAGGAACAUUAUUCUGUUUUUUUUCCCCAUUUAGAUUUAGAAGUAUGUUGUUUAUUUCCACAAAAUGUGAUGCAACUUUGUUAUUGUUGAGUGUUACUAUCAAAAAUAGGGAUUCAGCUUUUCUAUUUUUCACUUACAAGAAUAUUAUGAACAUGUUUAGGUUGAUGUUUCUAUUUCACUAAAGAUUUUUUUGUUCCUUACAUCAGAGGAAAUGUAACGCUUUAUUUUGGAUAUUUUUGUGAGGAUAUUUAUGGUGCAAUCAGUGCAGAUUGCACCUGUAUUUAUGUUUGUAUCGACAGAUUGUAAGAUUUUUUUUCUACAUGAGUUGCACUGUUCAUUCAAGAAGCAUUUCCAUAAAUAACUUUCUCCCACA